Molecule: messenger RNA, 1433 nt
Organism: Phlebotomus papatasi
Lineage: Eukaryota; Metazoa; Arthropoda; Insecta; Diptera; Psychodidae
Product: odorant receptor 56a-like
Exons: 2
Coding region: 174-1433 (419 amino acids)
Biological process (GO): sensory perception of smell; detection of chemical stimulus involved in sensory perception of smell
Cellular component (GO): plasma membrane
Molecular function (GO): olfactory receptor activity; odorant binding
Source: RefSeq, a predicted model, not a curated record
AAUUGUCACUUCCCAUCAUAAAUCUGUAAUUCCACCUCACCAAUUAAAGUGUCGCGUGUAGGAUUAAUAAUGUCUCAAAUGCAUCGAGUGCAACGGUGGUUGCAUAUAAAAUGUCUUUUCAGAAGAAGAAUUUCUAAGUAUUCUACAACUCUCUUACGCGAACAAGUGCUACGAUGCCAAUGUAUCGAGUAUUGGAUAAGAAAGUACAGGACAAUCCUCUGCUGGGGAUGCAUCUGUUUGGAAUGAGGAUUUUUGGAUUGUAUAUUUUUGGUAGUCAAAGUGUACCCUUUUUGCACUGGUUCAGAGGACUCUUUUUCUCCAUCACUUUCACCAUCUUCAACGUGACUCAGCACGUGGAUUUAAUAUCCCUUUGGGGAAAUGUCGAUGAGAUGACCACAAAUGCGGCCACUACACUUCUCUUCACGACCACAGUUUUCCGCCUUGUGAAUUUCUUUAGAAAUAGAGAGACAUACACAAAUAUUGUGGCACGAUUGGAUGACAUGCUAAGUCAACUGAUGGACACUGAAGUCCCAGAGGAACGGGAUAUCAUUGAGAAAAAUCUGAAGUACACACGAACACUCACAUUGGGGUUUUGGACAAUUGCACUGACCACAGGAAAUCUCAUGUGUGUUCAGUCAUUUAUUCUUUCGUUCCUCUAUGAGCCUCAUGAUGUAUAUGACCCAGUUACGAAUACAACUCAGACAUCUUUUCCACCUGUAAUCCUUCGUUCUUGGUUUCCUUUUGAUGAUCAAUGGGAACACUUUUACACGGUAUAUUUUGUUCAGUUUUACAAUAUGUGGGUGGGAAUGAUAAUUGUUCCCUGUUGGCAUUCAUUUAUGGUAGCUCUCAUGGUAUUUGCCAUUCUUCGCCUUCAAAUACUCAAUCAUCAAUUUCAACAUGUUGAAGUUUAUGUUUUAGGCGGGAUGUACAAUGCUAAACGUUCCAAUGUGGAGAGGCAACAAAGUCCAAAAAAUUUAUUGAACUUCCUGGCAGAGAGUGUUGUGGAACAAGUGAAAAUUCGCGAAUAUGUUAAGCAACUGGAGAAAUUGAUUUCUGGAUCAAUUUUCCUGGAUUUUGUUGUCUUUUCCGUUCUUCUCUGUGCCCUCCUUUUUCAGGGUACUCAUGUUAAGUUUGGUGUAGAAUCUAUCAUCAUAGUUUGCUAUAUAACUACGAUGAUUGUAAUCCUUUGGAUGUACUAUUGGCAUGCAAAUGAGAUCAGUCUUCAUAGCGAAAAGUUGGCUAUAUCUUUGUACAAAAGCAAUUGGUAUGAACACGAUGUGAUAUACCAAAAAGCUGUCCUUCAAUGCAUGGUGGGAAGCAAUAGACUAAUGAAGAUGCAGGCUGGAUUUGUAGUUAUGACUCUUCAUUCUUUCUUAAAAAUCCUACAAGCAUCAUACAGCUAUUUUACCCUACUUACACAAGUUGCUAAUUAA